Molecule: messenger RNA, 519 nt
Organism: Eupeodes corollae
Lineage: Eukaryota; Metazoa; Arthropoda; Insecta; Diptera; Syrphidae
Gene: ND-13A
Product: NADH dehydrogenase [ubiquinone] iron-sulfur protein 6, mitochondrial
Exons: 3
Coding region: 78-452 (124 amino acids)
Biological process (GO): mitochondrial electron transport, NADH to ubiquinone
Source: RefSeq, a predicted model, not a curated record
ACGUCUGUCAAAAUCAUCUAAUCGCUCAUCGCAAGAAAAAAAAAAUAAAAUAAUUCGCAAGGAACCCAAAAUUCAGAAUGGCUUGCAAGAAAAUCAUCUCGGAUUUGCAUCUUUUGACCAAAUCUCCACUUAAAGUGGCUGCCAUUGGAAGUGCCAGACAAUUCUCAUCAAAAAAUGAUCUAGACAAAGUCACACACACUGGCCAAGUCUUCCCAAAGGAUGACUAUCGUAAUGUUCGUUUCACAAAUGCCACACGUUAUGUUAAUGAGAACUGGGGUAUUAAGUUGAUCGAUGAAAUUCCACCAAAAGAAUGCACCGAACGUGUUGUCUAUUGUGAUGGUGGCGAUGGUCCAUUGGGUCAUCCAAAAGUUUAUAUUAAUUUGGACAAACCCGGAGCACACAUCUGUGGAUACUGUGGAUUGAGAUUUGUUAAGAAAGGUGGCCACCACUAAGUAGACACUUAGGCAGGUGUUUGUUGUAUAAAAUAAAUAAAUCGGAAAAUAAACCAAUGAAACUUUA